This is a messenger RNA of Mya arenaria, 6706 nucleotides long. Its product is annotated as aprataxin and PNK-like factor. The record is from RefSeq and is a predicted model, not a curated record. Gene Ontology annotation, molecular function: protein binding; 3'-5' exonuclease activity; DNA-(apurinic or apyrimidinic site) endonuclease activity. The transcript is spliced from 14 exons. Bases 230 to 2356 code for a protein of 708 amino acids. Gene Ontology annotation, cellular component: site of double-strand break; nucleus. Gene Ontology annotation, biological process: double-strand break repair. NCBI's taxonomy places the organism in Eukaryota, Metazoa, Mollusca, Bivalvia, Myida, Myidae.
UGGAAGCUCUUCAAAAAAAUAAUAACAUGCCGAAUUUCUAGAAUUGUUCAUCAUUAUCCAAUAUUCUUGCCUUUUCAUACGUGUAAUCAAUCUGAUCUGCUUUUUAUAAUCACCAAUUUUCAUCUUAUUGAAAGAUUUGCACAAGUGCAUGCUUUAUUUCAGUGCAAAUUCAACUCAACACGUUCAGCGUUGAUGACCUACUUUCGAUGUUGAUUGAUUUCUGGUCAAAAUGAGUGCCAUAAACAUUUUUAAGCUUGAGAAUGGCGAUUCAAAGCCAAUUUCAAUAGAUGAAGGCAAAACAGUAAUAGGCAGAGGACCUUUCUUGCAGGUGACAGAUAAACGAGUUUCCAGAAAUCAUGGCGUUCUGGAGGUGUCAGACGGGAAACUCUAUAUUACACCAACCCACACAAACCCAUGCUUCUUCAAGAGAACUCCAAAGAGUAGCGUCGAGAUCAUGAAAAAGGAUGAAAGACGUCACCUCGAGAACGGACAGAUAUUUGGUCUCUUGCCUGACAGCCUUUACUUCAAAGUCCAGUGUCCAGUAACAGAAAAUGGGACGCCUAAAAGCAAACCAGUGAAGCGAGAGCCAAAACCAAAACCUGCUCCCGUGGAAGAAGAAGUUUCCCCAUUGAAAACCAAGUGGUCAGGUAUUGCGAAGACAGAGGGAGGGGAGGAUAUAGCUUUGCCCUUAGAUAAGAAGAGAGCCCUGCCAGAUUGGAUGGUGCAGAUGGCAAAAACACCAGCAAAAUCCCCCAUCAAAAACAAUGACUACACUCCUGCGAAGAGGGCAACCCCAGCAAAGCCAAGAAAAAGAAAGACUGAGAGCGAUGAGGAUGAAGAUUUUGAUAUAGAGGAGGAGGAGGUGGUGAAGACAACCUCCAGGAGAGGGCGGGUGGUAAAGAGGAAGAGCUAUGCGGGCAGCGAAGACGACGAUGAAGAAGACUGGGAGGCAGAAGAAGACUAUAAGCCGAAAAAGCGUUCACCGGCCAAACGGGCGACACCCAAGGCCAAGCCUAAACCAAAGCCUCGUGCUCGGAAGAAGGCAAUGUCUAGUGAGGAAGAAGAUUUGGAUUCAGAAGAGGAAGUGAAGCCAAAAAAGGGGCGGACAGUGGGCAGAAAAGCGAGGGGUCAUGGUGGUGAUGAAGUCCCUAGCACAUCGUCAAGAGCAAGCAGGGCAGCCAGGGCUAAGAGGAAAAGUUAUGUUGAUGACUUUGUGGACUUCUCUGAUGAGGAAGCUGUUCCCUCCACUCAGGAAAAGGAUGACGACAGUGAUUUUGUUGCUGAAGAAAUCAUUAACGAGGAGUCAGCCAGCGACUGGGAGGAGGAUGCGAAGUCAGGGUCACAGAAAAGGACUGGCAGACAGGCAUCAAGCGGUAGCAGACGAUCAUCACGAACAGUUGGGCGAAAAAGCAAGUACGCUGAUUCAGACGAAGAAUUUGAAUCAUCUGACGAUGAGUUUGUCCCAAAAUCUUCAAAGAAACGCAAACACGCGGGGAGACCAAGUAGGGGAAAAGGAAGACCAAGAAGAAAGAAGAAGAAUAUGAGCAGUGACGAAGAAGAGGAAGAAAUGUCGGUAGAGGAAUCAAGUUCAGAUGACUAUGUCGCACCUAAACGAGACCCUAAAACUAAGAAGCGGAAAGAUGGUGAAGAGUCUGGAGAGGAUGAAUCUGAAGAGGAAAAGCCAAAAAGGAAGAGGGCGAAGAAAGCAGUAUCAGAGGAGGAUGAAGAAGAUGAGAGUGAUGAUGAUAAUGAUGAUGACGAUGAGGAUGAUGAGAGAACAGAUAUAAGAAAAGCAGUGAAGAAAGUGCGUCAGCUGAAAAGUAAACACAGACCACCCUGCAUGUUUGGCAAGAAAUGCUACAGAAAGAAUCCAGAGCAUUUCACUGAAUUCAGCCACCCAGGGGACGUGAGUUAUGACGAGCACUCUGACCUUGAUGAUGACGACAUCCCAGAUUGCCCAUAUGGUCACACCUGCUUCAGGACAAAUACAAGCCACUUGAAGCAGUACAAGCACCCUAUUAAGGACAGGGAUGAGGAAAAAGGUAAAGUCCACGAUGAUGAUGAUGAUAAAGAUGAGGACGACAAAGACAAGAAUGAUAAAGACUCAAAACAAAGUGUUAAGAAAACAGUGAUCGCCAAGAAAGCAGCUGAUAAUGAUGACGACGAAACAGGGCCCAAUACAUAUGACUACAAUGAUAGUUUUAUAAACGACCGGAGUCAAACACAGAAAACAGACGAGCCAGAUGAAGGGUCCGAAGAUGAUGAAGACGAUGAGGAUGAGGAGGAGGAUAUCGAUGAAUUGAAAAAAGAGGCGAAAAAGUUUAUCAAAAAUGACAAGUUGACAACUCCUGUGUGAAAACUUGUGGAUGUGGAGAGUGUUAGGUUAUGGUUGGGUGAAUGUGUUUGUUAAGUUGUAUUGUGUGAAUGGAGUUUUUCGACGGGGACACUUUGUAUAAUGUCAAUAAGUAAUGACUUAUAAUGGUUGUGUGUGAGUAACAUGAAAUAUUUGUAUGAAAUUAUCAAUAUACGCUUCUGGUGUACACAAAGCUGAUUCAAAAGCUUACGGUUUUUAACCUGCAUUGUGUGGAAUGAUUUUAGGUGCAUUUUUAGUUUCGUAAACAUUUUCAUUACCUUUAUGUAGUAUUUUAGUCAUUAUUUCAGAGAAAUAUGGAUGCUAAACCUGUUUCUGAUCUUUUAUUAGAGUAUUAGGGCUGUUGUUCCUUGCUUGUUGUUGUUUUUCGAAGAGUACAGUUGAGAUAUUGUCAUAGCCUAAGACUCUGUGGCAGUGGUGACUUUUACAUAUUUUAAGGUUUUUAAUGUUCACAUGGACCUUAUUUUACAAUGAGAACUAGUGUGCGUAAAACUUGGAUUUUAAAGCUUCACUCUCACAAGUUGACAGUUUUUACCUUUGUAAAAAAAAUGUCUCAGAUUCAACUCAUUUUGGCAUCAGUGCCUUCUAUUCAGUCAUAUAAGAUGCCAUAUAAGAUAACUCACAAUAGAACAGAUCCCAAUUGUUUGAAAAGCGUUUUUGCCAUAAAAUAUGAGUUUUCAAACAUAAAUAUGAAAACUGCAAUCUGAUCUUUUGUCAGCAAUCUUAUACAUGUAUGACUGGUUUCCAGACAUUUACGCAAAAACUGGCUCAUUCAAAGACAAAAAAAGUUGUCAAAACAAUUGUGAGAGUGCAGCUAUGGCCCUUGAUCUAUUGAGAAAAACGGACGAGCGUUUCCAACUGCUUGCCAUUUUCUUGUGUUUUAAAUCAUUUCAGAUUACAGUUAAUGUUUGUAUACAUACAUCAUUUAUGGAGAUAAAAAAUAUGUUCUUGGCUUGUUUUUGGAGAAGCUUAAUUGUGUGACCCCUUGAUCUCAGAUGUGUUAGAAAUUUCUCCUUUGCAUAAUCAUAGAUAUAAAUAGAUGCAUCACAUUUUUUUUCAAUUGUAAAACAUAUAAAUAAUGGCAUUUUUUCAUAAAAUUCAUUUGAUAAUAAGUUUGAUAACCCGACAAUUUUCCUCCCCUAAAUUAAGUAUAGCUUCUUCUUUUUUUAAAGUUUCAUUUCUUUAAGGCAGUUAAGCCUUCUAUUUAAUUUGUGUUGUUUGCGUAACAUUUUACGGAAAUUAUUAACGAUGUUUUGUCGUCUGGUUAUUAAGACGGUCUCAAUUGGUACAAAUAAUGCGGAACUAUUUUGUUUUAUUUCACAUUAUAUCUUAUUAAAAUAGAAGUUGAUUAAGGCAGCAAAAUGUUCUAUUUAAUUUCAGGGGUUUGCUUAAUUUUUUACGAAAAUUAUUGAAUGGGUCUCCAUAGCUAUAACUAAUGCGUAACUUUAUUGUUUUAUUUCUCAGUUGGUGUACUUUUUUUCUAAACAGAAAACAAUAAGAUUAUUAUAUAAAAAAUGUCGAGCAUCACCUUUGGUAAUUUGGUAGCACUUUAUCAAAGCACAUAUUUUUUUACAUAUUUUUUUAUCGCUUUUUCAAAUAAAUAUUUCUGCAUAGUUAUAAUAUCUGUUUCUUAAUUGAAACCUUUAUUGGUCACUUUUGGCAAAGUGCAUUUGAUUUUGGGACUUAUUUUUAACACUCACUUAACAUUUUACUUCAAUUCUUGAUAUUUUCAUAUUUCGUCUCCUGCUUGUAGAAAAGAUGGCCCCAUGAUCACUUCAUAAACUGACAGUUGUAAGUGUUUUAUAAUUAUAAACAUAGCUUUUUAAUGUUGCUGGCCAUAUUGACUCAAAUAUCAUGAAUCAUUUUUACAUAUUUCUACGUAUUCUGCAUGUUGUUGAUUUUAAGUGAUUUUAUGUGAGUACGAAGUAGAAGGAUCGUUACUUAAAGUCUACAAUUAUGAAAUAUUUGUUUUUAAUUGGAAAAUUUUCUUGGUUGAAGAUUCAUCCAGUCUCUUUUAUGUUGCAGCAUUAUUUUAUUAUCCACAUGUUUUGUUUAAAAAAAAUUGUCAGAGGUUGCGAAAUUUCAUGUGUAUAAUUAUGUACUUGUAAGAAGAGCUACACAUUAGAGUUUAUUAUUUGUUUGCAAAAUAUUUUGUCAAUGUCUCUCAACGAUACUGAAAUGAAUCACUCCCUCAUGCUUUUGUAUCUGCUAUUUUAAAUGUGUACAAUGUGCCAAUACCUUGAUGAUAUAACACAAAAAUAGAAGUGCAGUUUACACAUACCUUGAUGACAAAUGCACAAAAAGAAGUGCAAUGUACACAUACCUUGAUGACAAAAGUAACAUAGUGCACAAAAAGAAUGCAGUGUACACAUACCCUGAUGACAGAGUGCACAAAAAGAAGUUCAGUGUACUCAUACUUGGAUGACAUAGCACACAAAAAGUACAAUGUACACAUACCUUUAUGACAUAGUGCACAAAAAGAAAUGCAGUUUACACAUACCCUAAUGACAUGUGCACAUAAAGAAGUACAAUGUACCAAUUACUGAUGAUAUAGUGCACAUAAAGAAAUACAGGGUACCCUUACCUUGAUGACAUAGGGCACAAAAAGUGCAAUGUGCACAUACCUUGAUGACACAGGGCACAAAAAGUGCAAUGUACACAUACCUUUAUGACACAGGGCACAAGAAGUGCAAUGUACACAUACCUUGAUGACAUAGUGCACUUAAAGAAGUAUAGUGUACCCAUACCUUGAUCACAUAGGGCACAAAAAAGUACAAUGUACUCAUACCUUGAUCACAUAGGGCAUAGAAAGAAGUACAAUGUACACAUACCUUGAUCAAAUAGUACUCAAAAAAGUACAAUGUACCCAUACCUUGAUCACAUAGGGCAUAGAAAGAAGUACAAUGUACACAUACCUUGAUCACAUAGGGCAUAGAAAGAAGUACAAUGUACACAUACCUUGAUCACAUAGGGCAUAGAAAGAAGUACAAUGUACACAUACCUUGAUCACAUAGGGCAUAGAAAGAAGUACAAUGUACACAUACCUUGAUCAAAUAGUACUCAAAAAAGUACAAUGUACACAUAUGUUGAUCACAUAGGGCACAAAAGUUGAAAAAUGUUUACCAACCUUGAUGACAUUGCAUACACAAAAAGAACGAUGUCACCAACCUUGAUGACAUAGCGCACAAAAAUAAGUACACACAUUCGCUUACUCUUACACUAGCGUCAUUUUGCAGCCUCUUUAUUAUUGUAUUUAGUACUACGUUAAAGUGGCAACUAUUUUAAAAUGACUUGUGAAUUAUUUUUUUAUACGUUAUUUCAUUUUGCAUUUAAAUUGAAUUAUUAUAAACAAUGAUUUCUUGGUCUCUAUCACAUGUGUACUGAUAUUCAGUAUAGUAAAAUAUUAUUUGUUUUAAGGUGUUUCAUCUAUAAUUUAUCACAGCCCAGAUAGCCAUAUUCAGUAUAGUAAAAAAAAUAUACAAAUUAAGGUGUUUCAUCCAUCAUUUAACACAGACCCAUGAGCUAAAUUGUUAAGUUUCUAUGCCUGGUAACCACAUACGAAUUAAUAUCAUUUGAAAAGGAAUUUGCAUGUAAACUUGCAAUACUGUGUUAUAUAACACUCAACUCAAACAAUUGUUGAACUUACGAAAUAGAAUUCUUGUAUAAAGCUUUGCUAUUUAUCUUUCGGCUAGUUUGUGGAACUUAUUUGAUUGGUUAAUAGUAGCUGUUGGACAAAUAUUGACUAAUCAAUAAACAUUUUGGUUAACUUUAACCAGCCAAUUUAAUAAAACUGGUUAGUUCAUUGGUUUGGCCAUAGUUGGCCAAAAUGUUUAUUGAUUGGUCAAUAUUUAUCCAAGAAGUACUUUUAUCCAAUCAAAUCAUUUAAAGAGGAAACUUAAACGAAAGAUAACCUGUGGACAACUUAUCAAUGUGUUAUACAGUUGGCUGCUGAAGAAUAAACUAGCUGUGUACAAUUGGAUGCAGUUUUUUUAUUAAUUAACUAUAUUUAUAUGAAAAACUACAGAAACAUGCUCAGUAGCCAAAAGUUUAAACAUAAACCCCGUUUAAUGGCACAGGGUAAACACCAAAGACAUAGAACACAAAAACACAUCACAAACAACAUGUUAAGUAUAUUAAUUGGGUCUUACAUAAUUCAUUCUCUAUUCAUAUGAUACCAAUAUCUUAUGGGGCUAUCGGGCAUUUUUUUGAUGGAUGGAACACCUUCAAGUUUUCUUUAAUUCCUUAAAACACAAGAUAUUGUAAUUUUCAGGAAACAUUGAUGCAAUGAUAUGAAAGAGUAUAAAAUACAAAUAUAUGGCUCAGAGUCAAUGUCCA